Messenger RNA from Entamoeba invadens IP1, 1998 nucleotides. RefSeq lists its product as hypothetical. Bases 1 to 1998 code for a protein of 665 amino acids. The transcript has a single exon. The record is from RefSeq and is a predicted model, not a curated record. Lineage: Eukaryota; Evosea; Mastigamoebida; Endamoebidae.
AUGAAUGACUGGCAAGCAAUCCAACAACAUGCACUCACACUCUACAUCAGCAACAUAUUACAAAGGAACGUCAAUAUUGUCGAUUUGGGUGGCAGAGAGAUUAUUUCAGUAAUCGAAUUCUUGUCUGGAGUGAAGCACAAACAGACAAGAGUUCGUGCAAGUGUAUGUUCCAAAAUGCAAGAGUAUGAAGUCGCAAAUGAGGCGAUAAAAUUUCUGAAAGAACAAGGGUUGUUAAGUGUCAGUAUUGAGUCGGAGAAUAUAGUGAACCACGACAUCAAGACUUUAACGGCUCUCUUUGUUGAAAUUGUGAAAAAGUAUAACAAAUUGACUCGGAAUGAAACGAAAGAAGUUUUGGAAUGGGUGAGGAACUUAACAGGUGUCAAUACAACAACUUUUAAAGAUUGGACUGAUGGAACAUUGUUGAAGUCUUUACUGAAGUCCGAGCGACCGUUUGAACUCUUCAAUUCUCUUGGAAUCUGCCGUGUAGUCGAGGAUAACAAAUUGGGCAUUGAGGAAUUAAGCUCGACCAUGCAAAUCAAAUUCAUCUUCGAUAAAAGGGACAACGUUGAAAUGCAUCGGUUCGAAGUCAACCAAACCAACACCGCACGAACAGUUAUUGUACAAACGGCAGAGAUCAUAACAGAUGAUUCGUCGGAGACAACACAAAACAACAAAGAUGUAUUUUCACAAACUGCCGAUCCUAAAAUAGAAAUAGACCUUUCAUGUUCAUUACACAAUCAACGGGAAUUAUUGGAGGAAAACUCGGAAAAAAAUCGGGAUAUGCCGGUAACUGAAAACCAGUUACUAAAAACAGCCGAUUUGGGAAAAACUCAAAAAAAGGAAAAUUACUUACAAUUCAAUAAGGAAAAACAGCACGAAAAUAGAGAAGAAAACGGGCAAUGGACCAAUACGUACAAGUCAAUACGUUUUCAUCUUGGUGAAGUAAAAUCAUUAACUAAAAAGACAGCCCAAUCAAAAAACGGGAAAGCUGGAACUGUGAGUGAAAACACUAUGGAUGCUGAGGGGAGGACGAACAACGAUAUUGAAAAGUUGACACCUGGGUUUGUGAAUGAGAGUGAAACGACAGAGGAGGAUGAAGACACCUGUGAAUUUGAGAUAGAGGAUAUCGAAGUCGACGAGUUUGGAAAGGAAGAGAUCAAAGCUGCCCGCACGAGAAAGUUACAAGAGAUCGAAAGAAUGCGAAAUGAUGAGAACAAAAUUGAGAAGCCGACAAGCCAAGAGUACAUCAACGUGUACUCAAUCCAACAACAGAUGAUUGAAAAGUCGGCGGCGGAUUACCUUGACAAAAUUCAACCCAGCGAAACAGCAAAAGACAGCAGCGAGCAAAUUGAGAAGUCGGAGGAGUCCAAAGAGACACAAACCGAAAUAAUCAAAGAAGUGAAAACACCAAAACUCACAAAAAUUGAUAAAAUGAUGAUUGCACAAGAAAAGAAACGGCGGCUCCGCGACGUCAAUUGUUUGGUCGAUCGAUACAUUGACAAUAUCAAGGAGUGGGUGGACGUGAGCAGUUACACAAUCAAAUACGACAGCUCAAAACAUGGGUUAACAUCUCUUGCGUUCAACACAAAAACAGCGCGGUGUCCAAACCUUAUGAUACUUGUCAUCACCACAGAAGGGUUGUCCUUUGGUUGUUUCAGCCACAAAAUUUUCCCCCGCAGUCCAAAAAAAGGGCACUCUUAUGUGAAGAACGACAACGACUUUUUCAUCUUCUCGUUCAACACAACCGCCGGCGAAAAUCCUCUCAAGAUUAAGCGAAAGAAAAAAGGGAAAAGUGUCUCGGUGUGGAGCCAACACUCAAGAAGUGUGGUGUUUUCAAUCAAACGAUUCGUGACAAUUAACCAGAAGGACCAACAGUCAACUUUUUGUAAAGAUCUGUUUGAGUCUGAAUACGAAGACGUUUCAAAGAGGGGAGUUGUGGCGUUCACUGGAAGACUUGCUUUCGAUGUGGACAAAGUUGUUGCUCUUGAGUGGUCGUAG